AUGGCAGACUUGUCCCAGAUCUUUGUACUGGAGAUCACCAGCACGUCCCUUGACUACCUUUGCGAAAUGACACAGGUGCUGCGCUUCCGAUCUACUUGGGGCAUCAGCCCCGGGCCAAACUUUGAGGACUGGAAAGCAUGGUUUCCCACGUUCAAGGAACUCGGUUAUUUCGGAGUAGAAGUUGAAAUUGCCGGCCUUCAAGACUUGCACCUGCUUCGUCAGCUGUGUGACCUUGUCGGCUUCGAGAUCAGCGUACUUAUUCAUACAGCCUGGCCGCGAUAUCUUGGGCCGAGGCCUGACGGGCUGAAGCCGGAUGACCAUUUGCGGAUCUACAAGGAGCAGCUCCAACUAGCAAAAUCUCUUCGAGCCUACAAGGUGAAUGCCCAGUCGGGAUGCGAUGCCUGGUCUCUCGAAGAGUGCGUGGCCUUUUACAGGGGAACGCUCGACAUCGAUAUAGAGAUGGGACUCGCAGGAAAGGUUUGCCACGAGACGCACCGAAACAGAUGCAUGUUCAACCCGUACAAAGCGCGCGAGAUCUUAUACCACGUUCCCGAGUAA
Molecule: messenger RNA, 558 nt
Organism: Parascedosporium putredinis
Lineage: Eukaryota; Fungi; Ascomycota; Sordariomycetes; Microascales; Microascaceae
Source: the annotation of a GenBank genome assembly